AUGUUAUCAAAAGAUAAAAAUGUUUCAGUUGUUAUUAGCAAUCGAUCUAUUACAUUAACUAUUCGAAAUGGAAAUAUAAAUACAACUGGUCGUCAACCAGAACGAGCUACACUUAAACAUUUAAAUAUCUAUGAUUAUUAUGAUAUUGUUGAAGAAAUUGGAAACGACACAAACAUGAAGAUUCACGUUAAAACGUACACCGGACUUGGUCGAGAAUAUGAUUUUGAUGUUGAUCCUUCUAUUAUCAUUGGAGAGCUGAAGAAAUCUGUGGGGGAAAAAGCUGGUUAUUCUGAUCCAGAAAUGCUGUGGCUUGUCUUUGAUAAAGAAAUACUAUACGAUGAAGCUACAUUAGAAGAUUACGACAUACAGUCAGAUUCGGCACUGGAAUUAGUCGAUCGUACAGAACGUUACCGCGGUUUUGGUGGUUUGAUUGGGUUAAAAUUUGUCGAUGUCAGUGAUAACGAAGCUUUGAAACGAAUCGGAUGGUCUAGAACAGCUCCACGAUGGCGACGAGCUAGACAUGGUCUAUGUCUUGAAGGUUUAUGUAAAAACAAGAAGUGUGAAGCUUAUAAAGGUACAGUUAUUAUGCCCAUUGGUUAUAAGAAAGUCAGUAUGUUGGACGAUUCACUUGAUAAGAUAACCAAAUGUCCCGUAUGUAAGGAAUAUGUCAAUCCAAUAACAUGUGCUUUUAAUAAUUGUUGGUGGAGAUACGACGGAGUACAAAAUUGCAAAAAUGGUCCGUCAAAGAAGUGUUCAGGUGAUUGGAGACGAGCUGAUGAUGCGUAUCAUCGUUUUAAUGAAUAUCAAGGUGAAAUGAUUACAUGGAAAAAGUUAACAUUGGAAGCGGUUAAAACAAGACCAACUGAAAUACUGGAUAUUGUGCUGGUGGAUGCGCAAACAAUGCAAACAGCCUCUCGACCGCCAGCAGUCGAUGUUGCAGCUACACCACCAAAAAAUGAUCGUUAUUCAUCCGGAAAUGAUGAAACUGAAGUCGAGCGCUUUGCACAACCAGACAAGCAUUGGUGUCCGUGGAAAUCAAAUAGUUGUUCGAAUACUCUUGAAAUUGCAGGUCAAGGUACUGUGGAAAUCAUGCAACGGAAAUCAGUGUCUUUCGAACUGCAGUUAUCGAAUAAAAAAGAUGCUUACGACCAAAAUGCCUAUUCAAUCAUACUUUCAGUAAAUCAAAAUGAAGUUAAAUUAAGUACAAGCACCGGACAGUCAUAUACUUCAACUGACACCAUUUAUACACUUCAAUCUGAAGAUGGAUAUUGGCAUAGAUAUUGGAUUAGUCUAUUUUCAAUUGCUCGUAAUGUUAAAUAUGGCAUUGGAGAAGUUCGUCCAUUCUUUUCUGUUUUCGAUAUUGAACUUCCGGAAAAUGAAUCACAAUUGAUGAAAGAAAUCUAUUAUUUGCAUUUCAAAGUGAAUAACAAUGAUCAAAUGCUGACGGAAUUAAAGAAUUUAAAAGAAGACUUUCGUAUUUUCAUUGGAACAAGUCCUGUUUUACAUGAACUGUCAUUAUUUGUUAUUCCGCAAGAAAAAUAUACUCUUGAACAUACAACUUGUCAUACCGCUAUUUCAGAGUUGAAAUUAGAAAGACCACUUCGUGAUUUAUAUUAUAGUGUUAUCAAUUUCAAAUUAAACACAGAUGAGUUUCCAGAUUUAACGGAUGUCAUUGCGCGUAGUAUAAAAAAUCCGAAAGGUUGGUGUUACAAAAAAUUAAAGGAGAAAGCCGAGCGCUUUGGCAAACCAAAUCCAAAGGCAACUUAUUUACGUCUUACCGUAGGUGAACAAAUAGGAAACGCACCUGGCCACACUUAUGUCAUCGAAGUUUGGCCUCCAGGGCAUCAUAGUCCGAUUCACAAUCAUAGUAAUGCAUAUGCUAUUAUUCGGGUACUUUCCGGUGAAAUUUUGGUGAGACUUUAUCCUGCAUUAACAUUAAAUGUAAAUCAAUAUAAACCUAUUGAACAAAUUUGUCAUGAAGGAAGAGUGACAUGGCUGUCACCAAAUCUAAAUCAAACACAUCAAUUGAAGCAUCUUGAUUUGUAUGGCAAACCUUGUAUUACCAUUCAAUGCUAUAUGUAUGGAAGAGAUGAUCGAGUACAUUAUGAAUAUUUCGAUUAUCUAUCUAAUGAUGAACACUCAAUUGGUCAUUUUGAUCCAAAAUCUGAUAUGGAUUUUCAUGAAUUUAAAGAGCGAAUGCGACAAGAAAAACAAAAUAUAUUCUAA
Molecule: messenger RNA, 2226 nt
Organism: Adineta steineri
Lineage: Eukaryota; Metazoa; Rotifera; Eurotatoria; Adinetida; Adinetidae
Source: the annotation of a GenBank genome assembly